UACCUACCUACCUUGUUUACUACUGAACAACCCAAACUCUUCGCCUUCCUUUACUACCCUCCAGGACAUCAACCACAACAUCUCUUUCACUAACCUCUCUAUCUUGAUCUCGGUUGGUUCAAACCUGACCUCAACACACAUCGCCACCAUGCCGAAGGGCUCAACCUGGACUCUCGAAGCCUAUCGCGACUUCUCCAGAGCCGUCUGGGACGUCGCCAAGUUGACGGCGGAGCAGAAGGAGCAGAUCCUACGCAAGCUACAUGACCUGGGUUACGAAUUCACUGGAAAUGCUAUGAGACAGCACUUCCAAAAGAUGAUCCGAGACGAGAAGUCGGAAUCUCAGCAGAAUGCUGCUUCCGGCUCCUCUCCCGACAACAGUCAACCUGCUAUCAAGGACAAGGCAGCAGCCCGCCCCCGCCCCGCCCGCGGCUCCCGCGCUAGCGCCAAACGCAAGGCUAAGGCACCAGUCUCCGACGAUGACGACGAGGAGAAGAAGACACCUGUCAAGAAGCGUACCAGGAACGGAAAAACUUCUAUGAAGUUGGAGGAUGAUGAGCCCGUGCCUUCUCAGGAUGACAAGGACUGGGGUGAGUCUGCAGCUCAGCUUGAGCAACACCAGCCCGUGACUCUCCUUGACCCCUCUUCGGCCCCCCCUGCUCAUGGAGACAACGAAGCUGAACAACUGUCUCGUCUAGACGGUGAGGAUGAAAGUGGCGAUAUUUAAGUAUUUCCCAGCCAACCAGGAGCAGAGGAAUUACCUCUGUUUACGAUACCUCGCAACAUACCCCUCACUUUCUAAGAGGAUGCCAGGGACACUAGUUCUCUGAUGAGCAAGAGAUUUAUGUUAUCUAGUCUUCGCGUUGUAUUCAUGUCGCCAUCUACUUCGAGUUAGCUUAGGCCUUGCGUUCAUAGGGGUUAACUUGAGCCCACCGGGGCGUUGCGAAUCGGUGAUUUCCCCUCAUGCUGCUCGGAAGAAGAAUUUAGUGAUUAUGGUCUCGAUUGAUACUCAGAUAUACUAGUUGCCUAGUUUGACUUUGCGAUGUGACUUCUCCUUUACGGGAAUAUCAAUAAAAUUCCU
Molecule: messenger RNA, 1078 nt
Organism: Daldinia decipiens
Lineage: Eukaryota; Fungi; Ascomycota; Sordariomycetes; Xylariales; Hypoxylaceae
Exons: 3
Coding region: 149-724 (191 amino acids)
Source: RefSeq, a predicted model, not a curated record